AUGAUCAGCCUUUCGCGUAGGCGACACGGGCUGUUCAUCGGCGUCGCAUUGAUAGUCACUCUCUAUCUGCUCUUCAUCUGGAACGGCGGCGACGCAUCCUCCACGUACCAUGGAUGGCAGUUACGCGAGGACUACUUCUGGAAGACGGUGACCGUGCACUACCCACCAGCCUCGAUACGCCCUCUGCCCACGGAGCGCCCUGUGAGCUUUCCCAGGGUCCAGGCCACCAAAUUUCCCCAGGCGACCACUCAGCAGCGGCAGGAACACCGCCAGGCAGUGAAGGACGUGUUUUCGAAAUGCUGGGCGUCGUACAGGACGAAGGCAUGGCUGGCGGAUGAGCUCACGCCGGUGUCGGGGUCCAGCCGUAACCCCUUUGGCGCAUGGGGCGCGACGCUGGUGGACAGCCUGGACACAUUGUGGAUCAUGGGAAUGAAGGACGAGUUCAGCGAAGCGGUGGCGGCGGCCAUGUCUAUCGACUUCACCGUCAGCAAGCUCGACCAGAUCAACACGUUCGAGACGACCAUCCGGUACCUUGGCGGGUUCCUAGCGGCGUAUGACCUGUCUGGGGACGUACGGCUGCUGCGCAAGGCCGUCGAGGUGGGCGAGAUGCUGUACAAGGCCUUCGACACGCCCAACCGCAUGCCCAUCACGAGGUGGUACGUGAACCGGGCGGCGCAGGGCGAGCGCCAGGUGGCGGACGAGCAGGUGCUGAUUGCGGAGAUUGGGAGCCUGACCAUGGAGUUCACGCGGCUGUCGCUGCUCACAGGCGAUGCAAAAUGGUUCGACGCUGUGCAGCGCAUCGCCGACCUCAUGGCCGCGCAGCAGGACAAGACGGAGCUGGCGGGCCUGUGGCCCCUCGUUGCCAACGCCAAAGAGAAGAAAUUCGCCGAGGGCUCGCACUUUACUCUGGCUGCCAUGGCCGACUCCACCUUUGAGUACCUCCCCAAGAUGGCGGCACUCCUGGGCGGGACCCUGCCUGCGUAUCAGAACAUGUACGAGAAGGCCAUGGACACAGCGACGCAGUACCUUCUGUUUCGGCCCAUCACGCCCACAUCUGCCGAUAUUCUCAUGGCAGGCACGGCGCACACCGAGACGCAGAACCGCAAGACGGCAGUCACGGUGGAGUACGAGGGCCAGCACCUGACGUGCUACGUGGGUGGCAUGUACGCGCUAGGCGGGCGGCUGUUUGGGCGGGAGGCCGACGUGGACGUGGCGGCCAAAUUGACAGAGGGCUGCGUGUGGGCGUACGGCAACACCAGGCACGGCGUGAUGCCCGAGAAGUUCCGCAUGGCGGCGUGCGCGAACAAGGAUGAGUGUCCAUGGGACGACCUGACGUGGAAGAAGCAGGUGGUAAUCGACGCGGGCGAGACCAUCACGCGCGAGUUUGACAAGGACAUCAACAAGGCCGACAGCAUCAUCGCCGAAAAGAGGCUGUCCAGAGGGUUUACCGCAGUCACUGACGCCCGCUACCUCCUACGACCUGAGGCUAUCGAGAGCGUCUUUGUGCUGUAUCGCGUGACGGGCCGUGAGGACCUGCUCGGUGCCGCGUGGGCUAUGUUUACCGCCAUCGACAGGUUGACGUCAACCGAACUGGCUAAUUCAGCCGUCAAUGAUGUGACCGCUCCCGGGAAACCUAUAGCGAGCGACUCGAUGGAGAGCUUUUGGAUGGGGGAGACACUCAAGUAUUUCUAUCUGAUCUUUAGCGAGGAGAGUAUGCUUAGUUUGGACGACUGGGUGUUCAACACUGAGGCUCACCCCUUCAGACGGUUGAAGACGUAGAGGAAGGGAAAGGGACAGAGACAAAGAGAGCGAGAAGUGAGAGCGAGAAAAACACAAAGAGGAGUUACUUGGUUUUACUUUUCAAUUUUGUGCGACAAUCUUUGUACAUACAUACAUUUCGACAAUACCCAGAAGCGUUUUAUGAG
Cryphonectria parasitica EP155 is the source of this 1925-nucleotide messenger RNA. Its product is annotated as family 47 glycoside hydrolase. The record is from RefSeq and is a predicted model, not a curated record. The transcript has 2 exons. The coding region runs from base 1 to 1779 and encodes 592 amino acids. Gene Ontology annotation, biological process: N-glycan processing; carbohydrate metabolic process. NCBI's taxonomy places the organism in Eukaryota, Fungi, Ascomycota, Sordariomycetes, Diaporthales, Cryphonectriaceae. Gene Ontology annotation, cellular component: endoplasmic reticulum; Golgi membrane. Gene Ontology annotation, molecular function: calcium ion binding; mannosyl-oligosaccharide 1,2-alpha-mannosidase activity.